This is a messenger RNA of Closterium sp. NIES-65, 6219 nucleotides long. Lineage: Eukaryota; Viridiplantae; Streptophyta; Zygnematophyceae; Desmidiales; Closteriaceae. The record is from the annotation of a GenBank genome assembly.
AUGGCGGCGCCGUCAGGGUCGUGUCCUACCGGCCAGUGGAUGAGGACGUCGAGUCGUGCCAAUGAGAGCAGUGCCGCGGAUAAAGAGCCGUCGCAUUGCAAUGAGCCGUCGCAGGACGCCGGAAACCGCACCGGCGUCGCUGCUUCCCACAAACGACCGAGGGAGGAUGCGGUCGAGGCGAGCAGCAGCAAGGCCAAUCGGGAGAAGAUGCGCCGCGACCGACUCAACGACAGGUUCGUGGAGUUGGCGCGGUCUCUGGAGGGGAGCGGACAGGCGCGCGCGGACAGGGGGAGUAUUCUGGCGGACGCGGUGCGCGUGCUGGCGCAGCUGCGCGCGGAGACAGCGCAGCUGCGGGGCUCCGCGGAGCAGAUGAAGGAGCAGAUCCGCGAGCUCAAGGCGGAGAAGAGCGAGCUGAGGGAGGAGAAGGCUCGUCUGCAGGCCAACAAGCAGCAGCUGGAGGAGCAGGUCCGCCGCAUGGCUGCGUCCGGUGCCGCCCAAUCCACCGCCGCCACGUCAGCAGCAGCCCCAUCAGCAGCCGGCUCUGGUGCUGCCGGUGCUGUCCCCUUGAUGCUGCAUCCAGCCGGCGACACGUCAGCACCGUCCGACGAGUUCCGCGGCGCGGACGGGCGCGUGUACCACUCGCACGACGGGCUCGCCCCGCACUCGCACGAGCCGCUCGACAGCGCGGGGAGCUUCGCGCUGCGCGCGCCGCCCUUGCCGAACCGCGACUUGGCGGAGCGCGCGUUUACCGUUGGAAUCGGCGGGCCCGUCGGAUCAGGAGAGCAGCACAGCCUGGCAGCCGUCACCAACGACAUCUUCACAUCAACCACCCAUUCCGCCCCUAUGCUCCCCCAUUCCCCCGUCCACUCACAUGAAAACGGCCCUAAUGUUGGCCCUCUGCCGCACGCUGAGAGAGCAGCACAGCCUGGCAGCCGUCACCAACGACAUCUUCACAACCACUCAUAUUCCUCCCGUCCCGCACACCCAUUGUCCAAUCCACCACAGAAAUACUGCUCUCAUGCUGGCCCUGUGUCGCACGGUGAGAGAGCAGCACAGCCUGGUCUGGCAGCGGUUACCAACGACAUCUUCACGCAGGAGGACGGCGAGUUCCUCUCAUGCGCUCUGCUUCUCCCCUCCUUCCCUCCCGCAUGCACUCCACUCCACAAAGACUGCUCUCAUGCUGGCCCUGUGUCACACACUCAACGACCAGUACAGCCUGGUCUGGCAGCGGUUACCAACGACAUCUUCAUGCAAGAGGACGGCGAGUUCCCCUCAUGCGCUCCUCUGCUCCCCUCCUUCCCUCCCACGGCUAGCUCCCUCCUUUCCUCUGCACCUCCCUUCUUUGCUCUGCAUCUUCACACCGCCUCAUUCCCCCAUUCAACCCCAACCCAUCCAUCGUGUAGCAGAACGGCCCUCAUGCUGGCUCUGUGCCGCACACUAAGGGACAGCAAGACUGCUCUCAUGCUGGCUCUGUGCCGCACACUAAGGGACAGCAAGACUGCUCUCAUGCUGGCUCUGUGCCGCACACUAAGGGACAGCAAGACUGCUCUCAUGCUGGCUCUGUGCCGCACACUAAGGGACAGCAAGACUGCUCUCGUGCUGGCUCUGUGCCGCACACUAAGGGACAGCAAGACUGCUCUCGUGCUGGCUCUGUGCCGCACACUAAGGGACAGCAAGACUGCUCUCGUGCUGGCUCUGUGCCGCACACUAAGGGACAGCAAGACUGCUCUCAUGCUGGCUCUGUGCCGCACACUAAGGGACAGCAAGACUGCUCUCAUGCUGGCUCUGUGCCGCACACUAAGGGACAGCAAGACUGCUCUCGUGCUGGCUCUGUGCCGCACACUAAGGGACAGCAAGACUGCUCUCAUGCUGGCUCUGUGCCGCACACUAAGGGACAGCAAGACUGCUCUCGUGCUGGCUCUGUGCCGCACACUAAGGGACAGCAAGACUGCUCUCGUGCUGGCUCUGUGCCGCACACUAAGGGACAGCAAGACUGCUCUCAUGCUGGCUCUGUGCCGCACACUAAGGGACAGCAAGACUGCUCUCAUGCUGGCUCUGUGCCGCACACUAAGGGACAGCAAGACUGCUCUCGUGCUGGCUCUGUGCCGCACACUAAGGGACAGCAAGACUGCUCUCAUGCUGGCUCUGUGCCGCACACUAAGGGACAGCAAGACUGCUCUCGUGCUGGCUCUGUGCCGCACACUAAGGGACAGCAAGACUGCUCUCGUGCUGGCUCUGUGCCGCACACUAAGGGCGUAUCCAGCUGGAUACGCCCUAAGGGACAGCAAGACUGCUCUCGUGCUGGCUCUGUGCCGCACACUAAGGGACAGCAAGACUGCUCUCGUGCUGGCUCUGUGCCGCACACUAAGGGACAGCAAGACUGCUCUCAUGCUGGCUCUGUGCCGCACACUAAGGGACAGCAAGACUGCUCUCAUGCUGGCUCUGUGCCGCACACUAAGGGACAGCAAGACUGCUCUCGUGCUGGCUCUGUGCCGCACACUAAGGGACAGCAAGACUGCUCUCAUGCUGGCUCUGUGCCGCACACUAAGGGACAGCAAGACUGCUCUCGUGCUGGCUCUGUGCCGCACACUAAGGGACAGCAAGACUGCUCUCAUGCUGGCUCUCAAGACUGCUCUCAUGCUGGCUCUCUGCCGCACACUACGAGACAAGUACAGCCUGGCAGCGGUCACCAACGACAUCUUCACGCAGGAGGACGGCGAGUUCCUGAUCAAGCACGCCGCCCUCUCGCCGCCCGGCCGCAUCCGGGCGGUGGAGACGGGCGGCUGUCCGCACGCCGCCAUCCGGGAGGACAUCAGCAUCAACCUGGGGCCGCUGGAGGAGCUUUCCUCUGAGUUUAAGGCGGAUAUGCUGCUGUGCGAGUCAGGCGGAGACAACCUAGCGGCCAACUUCAGCCGAGAGCUAGCAGACUACAUCAUCUAUAUCAUCGAUGUGUCGGGCGGCGACAAAAUCCCCAGGAAGGGCGGCCCGGGAAUCACCCAGGCAGACCUGCUGGAAGGGCGGGCCAGGGAUCACCCAGGCAGACCUGCUGGUGAGGUGAGGUGGUUGUUGCAUGAUGCUGUGUCAUGGGAUUGCCCUGCUAGCCUGCCAUGGGAUUGCCCUGCUAGCCUGCCAUGGGAUUGCCCUGCUAGCCUGCCAUGGGAUUGCCCUGCUAGCCUGCCAUGGGAUUGCCCUGCUAGCCUGCCAUGGGAUUGCCCUGCUAGCCUGCCAUGGGAUUGCCCUGCUAGCCUGCCAUGGGAUUGCCCUGCUAGCCUGCCAUGGGAUUGCCCUGCUAGCCUGCCAUGGGAUUGCCCUGCUAGCCUGCCAUGGGAUUGCCCUGCUAGCCUGCCAUGGGAUUGCCCUGCUAGCCUGCCAUGGGAUUGCCCUGCUAGCCUGCCAUGGGAUUGCCCUGCUAGCCUGCCAUGGGAUUGCCCUGCUAGCCUGCCAUGGGAUUGCCCUGCUAGCCUGCCAUGGGAUUGCCCUGCUAGCCUGCCAUGGGAUUGCCCUGCUAGCCUGCCAGGUGCUAGCCUGCCAGGUGCUAGCCUGCCAGGGGUAGCAGACUACAUCAUCUACAUCAUUGACGUGCCGGGCGGCGAUACGAUCCCCAGGAAGGGCGGCCCUGGCAUCACCCAGGCAGACCUGCUGGUGAGAGAAAAGGGGGGGGUCCUCUCUGGUUCCUCCGCACCCCUCCUUUUCCUUGUCUCCCUUCCUCUUCAAACCCCCUUCUCCCCCGCCCUCUCCCCAUUUCCCCCCGUUUCCUUGUCUCCCUUCCUGCUCUGUGCUCUCUGCUGCGUGCAUUCUUCCAUGCUGACGUGGCAUCAUCAGGUGGUGAACAAGACUGACCUGGCGCCGGCGAUCGGUGCUGACCUGGCGGUCAUGGAAGCGGACGCGCUGCGCAUGCGGGAUGGGGGGCCCUUGGUGUUUGCACAGAGGGGCGCGUAUGUUGCCAGAGUGGUGGAUGCUGGUGGGAUGAUGGGAAGGCGGGUCGCUGGUGUUUGUGCAGGCGGAGCGGCGCGUAUGUUGCCAGAGCUGUGGAUGCUGGUGGGAUGCUGUGAUGGCGGCCCAUUGGUGUUUGUGCAGGUGGGUGAAUGGGGGAGAGGGGAAUGGAGGGACAGAGGGGCGCGUAUGUUGCCAGAGGGGCGCGUAUGUUGCCAGAGGGGCGCGUAUGUUGCCAGAGGGGCGCGUAUGUUGCCAGAGCUGUGGAUGCUGGGAAGGCGGGCCGCUGGUGUUCGUGCAGCCAUAUGUGCUCACAGCAUGGAGUGCCAGCCAUAUGUGCUCACAGUAUGGAGUGCCAGCCAUAUGUGCUCACAGUAUGGAGUGCGCUCUGCAUUGAUGCAUCGCAUGCCUCUUCCCGUGCGUGCACCUAUCCCAUCCCUCAAUGCAGGUGAAGCAUGGAGUGAACUUUUGAGGCGCCUCAAAACUCCUCCCGUGCGUGCACCUAUCCCAUCCCUCAAUGCAGGUGAAGCACGGAAUGGGGGUACCAGCUAUAGUGGACUAUGUGAUCACAGCAUGGGGUGCCGCUCUCACAGCAUGGGGUGCCGCUCUCAUUGCAUGCAUGAAAAUAUACCAUCCCCAUGCAUCCCUCCCAUUCAUCCGCCCAUCCUACUUUGCGGGCUCCCAUCCCUCCCCUCAAUGCAGGUAAAGCAUGGGGUGGGGGUACCAGCCAUAGAGGACCAUGUGCUCACAGUGAAGCACGGGGUGGGGGUACCAGCCAUAGUGGACCAUGUGCUCACAGCGUGGUGUGCCGCCACAAGCCAGCCCAGGAGGUGCUCACAGCGUGGUGUGCCAUCCUCGCAGGUGAAGCACGGGGUGGGGGUACCAGCCAUAGUGGACCAUGUGCUCACAGCGUGGUGUGCCGCCACAGGCCAGCCCAGGAGCCCAGAAGUUCAGAUGGCAGCAGCGUCGUCAGGGACUCUAAACGGCCUGUCGAAUGGCGGCGCCAGCCACGCCGCCAUUCGCGGCCCACGCUUCGGCACCUACAACCGACGUGGCACGUCUGUCUCCACCGCGUCGCGUGCGACACUGAUGAGAUUUCGAGCCGCUGGCGACACGUGGCAAUCGGCCACCGCGCGACAAUGCGGGUGGUCCAGCGGGGAGAUUGGGGGAGGAUGGGGAAACGGCGGGAUUGCCGGAGGAUUGCGCAGGCGCGCGGAACGGAAAGGGGGAGUAUCUGCAGCGGUAGGGGUUGCCGGUGGGGGGGGAGUGGUUGUUGUAGCGGCGGCGGGAGCGGAGCAGUCGCCUUAUGACGUGCUGGGAGUGGCUCGAGGCGCGUCUCAGAAGGAGAUUAAGUCCGCGUUCCGGCGGCUGGCCCUUAAGUACCACCCCGACGUGAAUAAAGCGCCCGACGCUCAGGAGCGUUUUGUGCGCAUAAAGCAGGCGUAUCAGACGCUCACAGACCCCGAUGCUGCUGCCAACGCCAAGGCGCGCGCAGCCUCGCAGCGGCAGCAGCAGCAGUGGGCGCGGAGCAGCAGCAGCACCAGGGCGAGGGGGGGUUAUGGUGCGCAGUGGGACGCGGAUUUCAGUGGCCCGUUUGACCCGUUUGAUGCGUGGAAAGGACUAAAGAACAAGCCAGAUGACUUCUACAGCCUUGGUGAGCAUAUGGCUUGGUUCAGGUCAGGAGGUCUAUGGGAGGGUAUGGGCAUUGGGAGGGUAUGGGGCAUUGGGAGGGUAUGGGGCAUUGGGAGGGUAUGGGGCAUUGGGAGGGUAUGGGGCAUUGGGAGGGUAUGGGGCAUUGGGAGGGUAUGGGGCAUUGGGAGGGUAUGGGGCGAGAGCGGGUCGGGAGCAGGUAUGGUGCGCGUGGAGGGGAAGGGAGGGGCGCAGUGGGAUGCUGAUUUCAGCGGUCCGUUUGAUCCGUUUGAAGCAUGGAAAGGGCCAAAGAACAAGCCACAUGAAAUUUACGGCAUCGGUUGGUUGCGGGGAGAGUGUGGGUCGCAGUGGGAUGGUGAUUUUGGGGCUGUCUCUGCUGCAUGGAAGGGACCUGCGAACAAGGCAGAUGCCUUUUACAGGUUCGGUGAGUGCAGUGGUGGGCGGGUGGGGUGGACGCGUGCCUGCCCCCUGCACAACGAUUUCUUCAAGGAUCUUCAGAAGGACUUUGAGGAGAAGCAGAAGGAGCGCGGCACCGGCAAGCCCAAGAGUCUGUGGGAGGAGCUGGCGGUGAGUGUUGCAGGGGAUGGUGGCUUGGGGGUUUUGGGAAUUGGGGCGGUGUGGGUUGGUUGGGAUUAG